GAGCCUGAAGUAACCGGAUAUCCGCCGAGGCAGAAAAACAAAACAGUGUUGAUUGUAGAAGCAGACGACGACCAAACCGAAAGUCCGCCAUGGCCAGAUCGACAAGCAAGGACGCUCAAGCUCUCUUCCAUUCCCUCCGUUCCGCUUAUUCCGCCACACCCACUAACCUCAAGAUCAUCGAUCUAUACGUCGUUUUCGCUGUCCUCACAGCUUGUAUUCAGGUAGUUUAUAUGGCGAUUGUUGGAUCCUUCCCAUUCAACUCUUUCCUUUCAGGAGUGCUUUCUUGUAUUGGGACAGCAGUCCUUGCUGUUUGCCUUCGCAUCCAAGUGAACAAAGAAAACAAGGAAUUCAAGGAUUUACCACCCGAGAGAGCUUUUGCAGAUUUUGUUCUCUGCAACUUGGUGCUCCAUUUGGUUAUAAUCAACUUCCUCGGAUAAUUAAGCAUCUUUAGUUACUGUUGUAGGAUUGAAAAUCAGACAACUAUCAAAAUUAUAUGCCUCUUUGAUACAAUAUUCCUAGUUGGCACAUUUGUGGAGCUCAUGAUGUAUGAAAUCGAACUAAAUUAUCGGUCGAGAAUUUUACAUUGAUGGAUACAUUAUAUUAAAACAGGUUUUUCUAGUUUUCAGCAUCAAAGUCUGUUGCUUGGUGAAUG
Molecule: messenger RNA, 652 nt
Organism: Morus notabilis
Lineage: Eukaryota; Viridiplantae; Streptophyta; Magnoliopsida; Rosales; Moraceae
Product: dolichyl-diphosphooligosaccharide--protein glycosyltransferase subunit DAD1
Exons: 5
Coding region: 90-437 (115 amino acids)
Biological process (GO): protein N-linked glycosylation
Cellular component (GO): membrane; oligosaccharyltransferase complex
Source: RefSeq, a predicted model, not a curated record